Messenger RNA from Galleria mellonella (greater wax moth), 2566 nucleotides. RefSeq lists its product as uncharacterized. The record is from RefSeq and is a predicted model, not a curated record. The coding region runs from base 208 to 873 and encodes 221 amino acids. NCBI's taxonomy places the organism in Eukaryota, Metazoa, Arthropoda, Insecta, Lepidoptera, Pyralidae. The transcript is spliced from 5 exons.
CGCGCGCAGACGAACAGUAGAUGUUCGCGCGUCGUCAGGAGGGCACAUCCGUUAGCAGACGCUAGCGCCGCGACUGUGAAUUGUGGAUAAACAUUGCGAGUGCAUAAUCAUAAUAUUAAGAUAAGCCUCUGGAGUUAACGGAGCCCGGAGGUUAAAAAAGGAUAUUUGCACUCAAUGAUAGAGUAAUCAACAAACAUAUAAGUCAACAUGAGAUCUUCGGCUGGAUUACAGUUGCUGGCUUGCCUGAUGGUGUACGCACCAUGCGCACACGCAAUCAUGGUCAAGUACGGCACGAGUGGAGGUCCCAUAGUGCCGCCGACACCGGAGCCCGUGCUGCCCCCGCAGCAGCCUUAUCGGGUCCCCGCGCCGGUAUGGGAGGAACGAUCUAAUGACUCACCCGACCCUAAUGCUCAAUGGAGACCGCAGUUCUUCAUACCACAGCCGAGAUACACAAAUAUAGUGUUCAACCCUCAACUACCCGCGCCUAUACCUCUGAACAAUGCUCAAAGAUUCGCUAACUCGUACCUACCAACACAAUCGCCAGCACCUCAACCGGUGCAAGUUCAACCAGUACGCAACUACUUCACCCCAUCUCAAGUUCUUAGUUCUCAGAGUUUGCCUGGUUUCGGGUUAAGAUACUUCGUGCCUGUUUACGCGAAAGAUGCACAAGAGAAUAAUAAAAUUAAAGAGGAUGCUCAGUACAAUCACGUAGCCAGUAAUAACGUUAAUGAUGAAAAUACAGAUGGUCCUAGCGAUCUACAGUGGAAAUAUGAGAAGGAUGCAGCCAAACGGGUUGCUAGGACUACACAAGAACAGUCGGGUGUACCAGUACAUUCGUGGUCCAUCUAUGUACCUCGACAUCAUUACCAAUAGUUAUCUACAGAUGUAUUUUAGACUGGUAGCGAUUUAUUAUACUUAAAAGUGAGCCUGUCAAUAACUUCGUAGAGCACCUUGAUAUAUGAAAAUUACAACUUAUUUAUGAAAACGUAAAAUCUUAACCUUUCCUAAUAAAUUAUUAUUUUAUUAAUAUAUAUUAAUAAAUGGCUGAUAAUUAAUCUUGGGGCUGCCUAAGGGAUUCAAACCUACGUAUUUGUGAUUUAAAUUCAUCAGACAGUCAAAACCUUUAUCUUUAAACACUUUUUUCAUAACACUUUAGUCCUCUGGAAUGACAACGUAUGAAGAGUAUCGUGGGUGAUAUACAGUAUACUCUGUUAUAUACAGUAUGCACUGUUCAUGUCUAUAGAUGAUGGAUUACCACUUUUUCAUCAAGUGGACUGUCAGCUUUACCAUUCUGUAUUACACAGUAUAUAUAUGUAUAUUUACUUCGAAUAUUUUUAGUAGAUUACAAAAUCAUUUACUACAUAUUUUAGGUUUUCAUAAAUAAGUUUUCAAAGUAGACUCCCAGAUGUUUUUAGGAAUAAUAAAACGCAUACCAUUCAAUUAACAUCACAUACAUUAUGUAUACAUAAAAUACAAAACUUAUAAGAUAAUUAUAAUUGUGAUGUCAUUAGGUAGUAGCGUAGAAUAAGUUAAAAGUGCCACAUGAUAAAUAUGUUAUAAAUUUAAAUAUAUAUUUUCGACUACACAAAACUUAGGCCCAAAAUUAACAGACUGAAAAUUUAUUAAACGUAUUCAUUGUACUGUUGCAUUAAAAUGAAAUAAAAUGACACGAUAUCCAUAUUUUCGAAUACGACACUUUAUAUAUAAUUAAAUUAAGAACAUUUAGUUCCUUUCGAAUUCUAAAUAUUUAUAAAAUUGAUAUUAUCACACUUUGUGAUUAGAAAAUAUACUUGUUAUGUCAUGAUACGGAUCUAAAGACAUGGCGUCCCUAAUAUCAUAUUAUAUAAGUCUAUUGUUCGGUUAUUUUGAGUUAUUCUGUAUAUUUUUCUGUCAUUAGUCAAGCAAUCGUUUCGUCUAGCAAAAUGUAUAGAGAGAGUCAUUAUGUUAAUAGCUUUUUGAACGGUUAUAAAAUAACGAAUUGUGUCUUCUCAUUGUUCAAAUACUGUAACUGAAUUUUCCUGUUUUUGUUCAUUUUCUCUAAGUAGAUAUCUGAAGUUAUAGAAGUUUUUUGAAACAGGAGGAAAUAGGAGGUUUAUAAAAUAUUAUGAGCGAAAAAAAAUUAUAGGAAAGAGAUCUCGUUCAUUAUAUGCAAUAUUAACAAUUUAUAUACUUGAUAAGUAAUUAGUAAAUUUAUAUACAUACAUGAUUAAACUGAUAUGUAGCGUAAUUUACUUGAAUUACUUUUUCUUCUUCAACUAGGUUUUGCUAUAAAUAUCUCUAGGUGAUCCUAGUUGUUUGGUAUUAAUGUUGAUUGAUAUAAUUACAGUAUUAAGUAUUGUUAGGUAGUAUUUUUUUUUAAUUAUGAAUUACGAUUGAUAACAAACACAAAGUGAAAAAUGAUUGCUUGACAUUAAUAUUAUUACAGUACUCUGUAUAAAUAUUAUCAUAAUAUGAACGUUUAUAUUGUUUUAUAUAUUGUUCUCUACAAAUUUGGUAGUCGUACAACGUUGUUUAUAUAUUAGUUUAAUGCUUGUAAAUAUGUAAAAUAAAUAAAAUUUAUAAUUAA